GGCCCUUUCAUGUAUUUGAUAUGAAUGAGUUUAUGAAAAUAGAUUGGUGUUGCGAUCCACUUCCAAACUAAAUGAGCAUUGUUCCAACCCUUUGACAGAAAGCAAAGAUAGACAGUGGAAGAUCCUCAUCAAGGAGCUCUUCCAGAAUGAACAGUGGCAGAACAUCAUCAAGAACAGGCAAUAAAGCCAACUGGAUCCACAAGAGCUCUCCGGAUCAAGUCAAGAAAAUUGAACUGCUAAGGGAGCUUGACCAGCUCGAGAAAAAGAUUGCUGCUCUAGAAAGAGAAAAACAAGCACAUGUCUACAGCAAGCGGAGUGAGUUUAGACAAGACUACCUUCCUUUGGAAGAAUUGGAAUCCAAGACAGUCAACGACAGGAAAAAUGAAAAGGUGAAAGUCAGAGGGCAGCUGGAAAAGAUGAGGAGUACCGUGGAUAAAUUCCAACACCAGCUACAGAAUGUGAAACCUACCCCAGAAUUUGUAGAGAAGCUAAAGGAGACAAUGGAGGAUAUUGAGAGUGUCAUCAACUCUUUCAAGGAUCAACAGAGAACAAUUUACGAAGAACUGAUGAAAGAAGAGAAGACGUUAUGGCAAGAGGUAUCCGCUCUCGAAAAGAGGUUUGAAUCCUGGGCCCAAGCGCCCCCAAUAACCAUCCCCAUGCCCACCAAGGCAUCGUCCAAACCACAGCCAGUGUCGUCGGCACGUAAUGCUGUGGCUUCCAUGCCUCCUGAGGUGGCAGCUUUUGAGCGUUUUUUGCAGCAAACGGGAGGUCACAGAGGCGGCUGGGAUGAGUACGAUCACAGUACAUUCAUGAAGAUCAGAAUUAAAUUCAAGGGAAGACCAGCAUUCAUGGAUGAAGCAGCCGUGUCUCUGCCCGGUAGAGAUAUGAUCGACGUUAAAUGCCAUGAGAACUGGUAUCAAGAAUACAGUACUCUCCUUCAGCGCAAGAAGGACGCUAUUCAGAAAUGGAGACUUGUGAAAGAAGCUCAGAAAGAUGAACUGAUGUCCAACGUGGGAAAGGAGGAUGAGGAAGAGAGCGAGGUGGCACAGAGGAAAGCAGAACUCAAAGCUAAGAGGCUGGAAGAAGAAAAAAGGGAGAAAUAUGAAAAACUCAAUGCUUGGAAAGUGCAAAAGGAAUUAGAGAAAGCUGAAGAGGAAGAGCGGAAAUUGGAAGAAGAAUACAAGAAAGCGAGGAAACAAGAGCAGGAGAGACAACGAAAGAUGGAGGAGAAAGCCAAGGUUCAGAUGCACAUCCAGCAGAGGAAAGAAGAAGACCUGCUUCGUCAGAUGGAAGAGGAGAGGAGACGAGAGGCGGAGAGUGAAGAAAAGAGGAGGAUCGCUGCCCAGGAGAGGGUCCGCUUCCUAGAAAGAGACAAGCGACAGAUGGAAGAGAGAUUGGCCAAGGAGAAGGCCAAGGAGGAGGAAGAGAGGAGAAAGAAAGAGAGACUACAGAGAAUCAAGGGCCAGGUUGAAGUGCAAGCCAAGCGUGAUCCUACCAGACUCUAUCAACUCACAGCCGGAUGGAAAGAGAGAAAGAAAGAUACCACUGCUACAGGAAAUGGACCAGUCCUUCAUAUACCGCACAGAGCUGUGCCAUCCUGGAGGGGCGGGCCAUCUUGAUUGUUUCCCAAGAGUAGCAUGGAUCGUCAGUGUUUCUAUGUCCUGUGCAAACCUUCUACCUGAUAUCGGCUCAUCUCAGAGUUUCCAUGAGGUUACUUCAGGUUUCACGACUCUUGGACAUUUUCCCCCGGGGGGGCCACUUACAUUGACGAGUGGAUACCAUGCGCGACCCCAAAAACACGUAGAAAGGAUGUCUUUUUCAAGAUAUGCAUUGCGUAUGUAGCGUGAUAAAGGUGUCAAAAA
Molecule: messenger RNA, 1862 nt
Organism: Lytechinus variegatus (green sea urchin)
Lineage: Eukaryota; Metazoa; Echinodermata; Echinoidea; Temnopleuroida; Toxopneustidae
Gene: ccdc112
Product: coiled-coil domain-containing protein 112-like
Exons: 12
Coding region: 147-1619 (490 amino acids)
Source: RefSeq, a predicted model, not a curated record